AUGGCUGUCAACAUGAACGGCCCGAUGGCGCAUCCGGGUCCCUCAUUUCACCCUACAGUCAACAAUAGGAAGGAGGAAUGGGAGGACUGGUUUGACGAUGAGCCAUUCACACCGAUUCGAGAGGAAGAGGAGGGUGAGCUUCCUUCCCUUACCCCAACCUUCAGCAGCCCCUACAACACCAACAAUACCAACUAUACGACGAAACCAUCAACACAACGUAUAUCGUCCUCGACAGCUCGCCUUUCCAUGCAGAGAAUCAGGCGUGUAAAGUCAAGUCGGAGGCAAAAGGCACAGAAUGCCAAGGCUGGCAUCACGUUAAUCACAGACAUGACAAAACUGAGGCAACAGCAAUUACAACAACAGCUCGCCAACCAGGAGGCCUUGAACAAAGGAAAAGGGCGGGACGGGAGUGGAAAGUUCGUGGACGCGGCUGCGCUAAACGCACUGGAAGGAAUGGCUUCAGACGAAUCUAUCGGCACGUUUGCUUGGCUAAGGAAGAAGAAGAGCAGCAGCCCAGCUUCAGCUACUCCGAUUGAGAGAAGGAUGGAUAGGCUAGCGGUAGACACGCCUACUGUGGCCGAGCUUUCACCAAGUGUUGGCGGCAUCAUGAUCGGAUUCGCCAUGCCAUCAGAUUCAAACGUCGUCAUCAGUCCACAAACUGCCGUCGUUGUGACACCGGUCGACUUGGACAGAUACUUCUCCCCGCCUCCCACAGCAAAACAGCCCGUUUCAGUCUGGUCACCAGACACUCCGGAUUCCCAAUUUACCAUCAGCUCGUACAGGAUAGCAGGCCCCAGUGCCGGCACCGUGCCGGCUGUGCCUGCGGUUCCCAACAAGUAUAGAGAUACCGGGGCAACAGAAUUCUAUUUCAGCGACAAUGAAGAAAAUUUGCUCACUCCAAAGGGAUAUGGAAAAUCAAGCCCGCCAAGAGUUACUACCACGGUCUACUUCAGCGACGAUGAUGACGACAUGGCCACUCCGGUCACUCUGUUUGAAGAGGAUGGAAGUCCUUUGGCGGUGCGACAGAGGUCUCUCACCAAAGCAAAGAGUCCCGUAUCUGCGACAUUAACCGUACAGUCACAACAAGGCUGGUGGGAUCAGAUUACUUCGCCAUUCACUCAAAGCCCGGUAAUGUCAAGAACCCCUGUUAGCAGCAUUCAAGAGGAGGAUGACAAACAGGACUGGUGGAAGAUUGGCAACAAUGGGUCUUUGUCUCCCAACAACAAUACCCUUGGUCAGGGGUCCUCGGGAAUUGCCGUGGAAGCAAAUCGGCCACCCAGGAUUAUUAUUCAGGAUGUCUCGCAAGUUGAGGCUUCUUCCUCUUCUUACAACCCCUUCGCGACAUCAUCAACGGCGACAGCAUCCUCCUUACCAGCAGCAGCAGCGAUGCCAACAACAGUACCGAUGGUUUCGCAGCCACAAUCCCAUGCCGAGAAGGCGCGCAUAUUGAUUGAGGAGAACGAAUCGACUCCAGCUGAAUUGCCUCCUCCGUACUCGCCCCCGAAGAGGAACCAAAACGUCCGAAAUGCCCAGAAUGUCGAGAACGUCCGAUACCGAGCCGUGUUUCCUUCCAACCAUCCGCUGAACUCCAUGUACCCACCUUCCCCAGGUCCAGUGUCUCCAGGUCUCGCGCAGACGAUGACCUCACAAGGCGCGAUCGAUUUGCCCUACGUUCCUGCCAGGCCGCCUCCCGUCAGACCUGCGUUUCAUCACGGAGACUUCCCAAACAGGGCACCCGCUUCCUUCGUCUCUGCUACUCAAAGGCUGAAGGUCGAGCAAAAACGGCGCCGCAACGAGAAGGAGGAAGCUGUGGCGCGCAAGAUCGGUGGAAUGUGGAGAGGACGUGGCUGUAUUCCAGAAAGCGGCUGCUUUGGCCGGGCCGGCCGAGAAGGCAGGAAGCGUAGGCGGUGGUGUUUGGCCGUCCUCCUUGUCACUCUCGGGUUGAUAGCGCUCGCUGUGGCGCUCGGGGUCGUCUUGUCGCGUCCCAAGGCUGGCAAGCCCGCCCCUUAUUCGCCUUGGCUUAACCUCACGGAUUACCCGCCGAUCCCGACGGGCAUUUCCACGGUUAUUGGCACCGAUUCUGUCACUGAUACAUCAUGUGCUCAGGACCCGCGCUUCUGGAGUUGUGCACUGCCCAGAGACCAAACUGCACAGGCGGAACCCUUUGCUGCCGAUCAGCCCAGCUUCAUUAUCCAGAUCCAAUACGACAACAGCACACAACAAGCGUGGAAUGUCACGGGCCAGGCAAUCCCCACGCCUAUUCCCACUCAAGAUGCUGAAGCAGCUGCUUCGCCAUCCCAGACUGGGAGCAACAAAAGCUCCGUUACUAAUGGUACCGAAGCAAACAAGACGAGGGGACAGCGUCCACAAUCGGGCGGCGAGCCGAUGGGCUUUAUUUCUGUCGUUAAGAGCCUUUUGCGUCGUCAAACCCAGCAAGCCCCGAGCCUUGGGUUCAUUCCGCGCCCAUCACCGCCCGAGUUUCAAGAUAUUUACUUUUUGGGAAACACAACCGACGGCAUCGUGUCACAGGAUAAGGCUGGAGAGCCGACUCCAUUCUACAUCAGCAUUCUACGAACUCUCGAUGAUUCUGUUGGGCCCAAUGCCCUCGCUCGUCGUGACGAAGACUCCGAUUCUGCCUCCAAUCAGCUAAACGAGCGGCAAUCCAAGAGCGGCGGCAUCGAUCUUUUCUUCAUUCCGCCUGUCCUGAAUCCCGACGGAACCGGCGCUCCGGCCGUCCUCAUGCCCUUCCCUACUCAACAGCCUCUCCGCCUCUUUGACCGCGGUUUACCGACCGAGCACUUCGGCUUCUACACCUACUACAACAAGAGCGUCUACCUCACCGGUGACGCCUCGUCAGACCGCGUCGGUGGCUCCACGGCCUUUGACUCCAAAACCAUCAUCACCUGGCUCUCUGCGCGAUACAAGGUGGAAAUCUGGACGCGGCAGGUCAACGCCACCCGUCUGCUGGGGUCGCAAUCCAACGGUGGGGCUGCAAGCAACAAUAGCACUCGUCCGGGGACUUUCCCAUACCCCAUCACAGUCACGCUGGAUACCCAUGGUGGAAUCCCAGGAAGGAAGUUUGCGUUUAGUCGUGGGGUCGGAGCGGGCGGCAAGAUUUUAAUGAAUGACACCAAGUUUAUCCUGAACAACAUGAACCAGACAGGUGAUUGGGUCAACCCCGGCGCGACGUUUGAUCCGAGCUUUGGAGGGAUGGAUGGAGGUACCGGAGGGUGUCAGUGCAGAUAUACCAACUGGGUGAAGCUGAAUGCAGGAGGUGCUUGA
Messenger RNA from Neurospora tetrasperma FGSC 2508, 3282 nucleotides. RefSeq lists its product as uncharacterized. NCBI's taxonomy places the organism in Eukaryota, Fungi, Ascomycota, Sordariomycetes, Sordariales, Sordariaceae. The record is from RefSeq and is a predicted model, not a curated record. Bases 1 to 3282 code for a protein of 1093 amino acids. The transcript has a single exon.